Molecule: messenger RNA, 851 nt
Organism: Amaranthus tricolor (Joseph's coat)
Lineage: Eukaryota; Viridiplantae; Streptophyta; Magnoliopsida; Caryophyllales; Amaranthaceae
Product: stigma-specific STIG1-like protein 1
Exons: 1
Coding region: 80-562 (160 amino acids)
Source: RefSeq, a predicted model, not a curated record
UACAUACAUUCAUAACAUCUCAUACAAAUAUUUUCCAACAACAUUAUCCUUCUUAUUUGCUUUUAUUUAACAAGGCAAUAUGAAAUCCAUAAAGGUUAUAAUUGUGUUAGCCCUUCUUAUGGCCAUCUUUGUCACUGUUUCAUAUGCAAAACACAAAAAUGACGAGAAGAAUCAAGGUAAAAAAGGACAUAAAACAGACAAAGUUAGUUCCUAUCAAGGAUCGAGUCCUUAUUUCAAAACAAAGAAACACUACUAUAAUAUUGAUCCAUAUAAAUCAUGGGGUCAUGGCCAUAAUGCACGACCCCGUUUGACAUGUGAUAAGUUCCCUAGGGUUUGCCAUGUUAAAGGAAGUCCUGGUCCUGAUUGUUGCUGGAAAAAGUGUGUUAAUGUUAAAAUCGAUAAUCUCAAUUGUGGAAUGUGUGGGCGAAGGUGUAGAUUUCCUGAAACUUGUUGUAAUGGAAGGUGUAUUAACACUUUGUAUGAUAGAAAAAAUUGUGGUGGUUGCAAGAACAAGUGCCAAAGGGGAAGCUUUUGCUACAAUGGCAUGUGUAGCUAUGCUUAGACAUAAGAGCAUAUAUGAGGAAUAUUGGGAUCAAUUAUAUACAAAGUGAGUGAAGAUGCAUAUAAUAUACUAAAUUAGUGCAUAUAAUUUUCUUAUAGGUCACAAAUUAAUUGAUUAAUUAAUUUGUAAAGUGCUUGAGAGUGUUUAAAGAAGAGCUAUGUUAUCCUAGCUUUGUUGGUGAAUGCUCUAGCAAAGCUUAUUCGUUCCAUUUGUAUUCAAUUUACAUGCAUGGUGACAAUAAGGAUUUAAUUUGUAUAUUUACUUUAAUAUAAUAUUAUAUAUAUGUAUA